CAGUGAAGGACAGGGAAGCCUGGCUGCAGUCCAUGGGGUCGCAAAGAGUUGGACACAACUGAAUGACUGAACAACAACAAAGAAUAUAAAGGUAUCCUGAAACUAAAAAGCUUGGGGACAGAUGAUCUAGGGAAUUCAUCAAUACCUGCUAACAUCACAGAAAAGGAGUUGACCAGGAUUUUAAUCCUCCUGGGAAUACAAAGUACUACCUAUUAAGUAUUCUUGAGAAAAUAAUACUGAACAUGAAUCUGAUCAAACAUCUAGUUGAAAUCAAAAUCUACGUGUUUACAGGAAAUACAAAUUAAGAGGAUUGUAUUAAACACCACCAUGUGGAUGCAGUCAGCACAGGACAAUCAGCUUUAAUCAAACAAUAAACUGCAAAAGAAUAAAAGAGGAAGAAUGUGAAGAUUAAAAGAAAUUUAAGAGGCACAACAACCAAUUGCAUUGAACUACAGAUCUUAUUUGGGCAAAAUGUAAAAAACAUGCAUGAGAUAAUCAUGGAAAUCUGAACACUGGAUAUUUGAUAUUAAGGAAUUAUUAUUUAUACAUAAUAGUGGUAUUGUGGUUAUUAUUAAAGAACUCUUAUCUUUAUAAAUGUAUACUGUUUACAAUGAAAUGGCAUGAUUCUACAAUUGCCUCAAAAUAAUGGGAACUGGGGGAAAUAGAUGAAAUAAGAUUGCUCAAAGUUGAAAAUUAUUGACCUGGGUAUUAUAUUUACACACAGGGUACAUACUUAUAAUCAGUAUUUCUUCCCAUUAAGCUGCCUGUAAUCCUGAACAGUAUGUCUUUGGUUAUUCCAGCAUCUUAUUUCUCAACUCUUCACCUCCAAGAGUAUCAAACAAAACGCAAAAACAAAACAACACCUGGUAAGAAUGAAGGUUAUAGACAGGACAAAUCAAAAGAGAAGGAUCAGGAUAGCACGCGGGGACUUCUCACUAGAAGGAUACUGUCUCACAGACAAACACCAACAUGCUUACACACACAUGUUUCUAAUUGUGUGCUAUGGCCAAGGCCCUGAAAUGAAGAAAAGGUCAAACCAAGCCAUGGAAUGGAAGGAAUGGGCGCACGCUAAAAAUUCACUCCUGUCCUUUUCUAUUUCAGAUAUGGACUUUGAUGAGUCUCCUUUACAUUUUGCUCUCAAAGUCUUCAGUCCUAGAGGUGCUGAAAGACUAGUCCUAAAAGUUAUUGGCUUGAGCUAUAUAUAAGAUUCCCCAUCCAAUGGAGGCUACAUAAAGAUCAAGGAUAUAAGACCAGUAAUAUUACACUGAGGGUUUCCUGCACUGAUUUUAACAGAAUUUUAAGUAACUUGCAGAAUAGAUUUAUGAAUCACACAAACCUCAAAACUUUCUCCACAUGACAAGAGUAAGCCAUACCAUAGCCUAGGGUCAUGUCUAUUCUUCCAGUAUCAUCCAGGUUUCAAACACUUUGCCUUGUCAUCAAGUCAUAUAUCGUUAUUAUUGGUUUGAGAAAUACAUUCAUCAUAACCAUAGAACUAAGGAACAUAUUUAAAUAGCAUCUCCCCAUCCAAUAAUCACCUCAAAUUAGGCUUCAUUUGCAAGCCCUCCAAAAGAAGCAACUCUAACAAUUAUCUUGAUAAUCUAUUGUUAGUUGAACUCUCAAAUGCUCUUUAAAAAAAAAAUUAGGUAAUAAAUGGAAAACUACAAUGAAACUGUUGAAUAACUUCAGUUCAGGCGCUCAGUCGUGUCCGACUCUUCGUGACGCCAUGGGCUGCAGCAUGUCAGGCUUUCCUGUCCAUCACCAACUCCCAGAGUUUACUCAAACUCAUCUCCAUUGAGUCAGUGAUGCCAUCCAACCACCUCAUCCUCUGUUGUCUCUUUCUCCUCCUGCCUUCAAUCUUUCCCAACAUCAGGGUCUUUUGAAAUGAGUCAGUUCUUCGCAUCAGGUGGUCAAAGUAUUGGGAGUUUCAGCUUCAGCAUCAGUCUUUCCAAUGAACACCCAGGACUGAUCUCCUUGAAGAUGGACUGGUUGGAUCUCCUUGCAGUCCAAGGGACUCUCAAAAGUCUUCUCCAACACCACAGUUCAAAAGCAUCAAUUCUGCCAUUUUACGUUCGAGCCCAAGGCAAUUCUAGAGGUUGUCCAGAAUUAACGCUUCUUGUCCUAGUGUAAUUAUUGAAAGAGCCCCCUUUCAAGGUCAGAAGUGUUCCUGGUGGGGAACAAAUCAUACAUUCUCUCCCUAGUUCUUCUCAUUUGGGUUACAGAUAGGGAUGGGGGAAAGGAGGACGCAAACAGGCAAGGGGUGUUCUCUCUAAUGGGUCUCUUGCUCAACUUCCGGUGGCAUUUUGAAUCUACAGACCCGUGGGGGCACCUACGACUGCAUCUUUGCUGUUUUAACAACAACUGUGCUAAUCGAAGUGGUUAAAGGCUCGUUUUUGAACUUCUCUCAAUAAACUCUGAGAAAGGAACAGUGUUUCCUGAAACCAUCAAGAAAGAAAAUGUCGGUGACAUUGCAUACAGAUGUAGGUGAUAUUAAAAUAGAAGUCUUCUGUGAAAGGACACCCAAAACAUGUGAAAAUUUCUUGGCUCUUUGUGCCAGUAAUUACUACAAUGGCUGCAUAUUUCAUAGAAAUAUCAAGGGUUUCAUGGUUCAAACAGGAGAUCCAACAGGUACCGGAAGGGGAGGUAACAGUAUCUGGGGCAAGAAGUUUGGAGACGAAUAUAGUGAAUAUCUUAAGCACAAUGUUAGAGGUGUUGUAUCUACGGCUAAUAAUGGCGCAAAUACUAAUGGCUCUCAGUUUUUCAUCACUUAUGGGAAGCAGCCACAUCUGGGCAUGAAAUACACAGUAUUUGGCAAGGUGAUAAAUGGUCUGGAGACUCUAGAUGAACUGGAGAAAUUACCCGUAAAUGAGAAGACAUAUCGACCUCUUAAUGAUGUACACAUUAAGGACGUAACUAUUCAUGCCAACCCAUUUGUUCAGUAGCUAUAAUAGACCUGGACAAAUACUUGGCAAACUAUUCAAGGAACACACCUAUUAUGGUUCACUCAGUUUUAAUUAUGUCAAAGAUUGCAGCUUGUUUACAACUAAGAUCUUCUGUGAGGUGCUGGUACUAAGAGGGGCCAAGCAGUGUUUAGUCCUAUUUUUAGAGCAUAUUCUAUGACUAUUAUCUAAUGCAUUUCUUUAAUUAAAAAAAAAAACAAAACCUGUUUUAAAAAAAAAAAGCAUCAAUUCUUUGGUGCUCAGCUUUCUUUAUAGUCCAACUCUCACAUCCAUACAUGACCACUAGAAAAACCAUAGCCUUGACUAGAUGGAACUUUGUUGACAAAGUAAUGUCUCUGUUUUUUAAUAUGCUGUCUAGGUUGGUCUUAACUUUCCUUCCAAGGAGUAAGCAUCUUUUAAUUUCAUUGCUGCAGUCACCAUCUGCAGUGACUUGGGAGCUCAAAAAAAUAAAGUCAGUCACUGUUUCUCCAUCUAUUUGCCAUGAAGUGAUGGGACCAGGAGCCAUGAUCUUAGUUUUCUGACGGCUGAGCUUUAAGCCAACUUUUUCACUCUCCUCUUUCACUUUCAUCAAGAGGCUCUUUAGUUCUUGUACACUUUCUGCCAUAAGAGUGGUGUCAUCUGCAUAUCUGAGGUGAUUGAUAUUUCUCCCAGCAAUCUUGAUUCCAGCUUGUGCUUCCGCCAGCCCAGCGUUUCUCAUCAUGUACUCUGAAUAUAAGUUAAAUAAG
Dama dama (fallow deer) is the source of this 3682-nucleotide messenger RNA. Its product is annotated as peptidyl-prolyl cis-trans isomerase-like 3. The transcript has a single exon. The coding region runs from base 2454 to 2939 and encodes 161 amino acids. Gene Ontology annotation, molecular function: peptidyl-prolyl cis-trans isomerase activity. Gene Ontology annotation, cellular component: catalytic step 2 spliceosome. Gene Ontology annotation, biological process: protein peptidyl-prolyl isomerization; protein folding. NCBI's taxonomy places the organism in Eukaryota, Metazoa, Chordata, Mammalia, Artiodactyla, Cervidae. The record is from RefSeq and is a predicted model, not a curated record.